AUGACGCAAUCCUUACGGCAAUAUAAAUGCAGGGACCUGGCCCACUGCAAAUGCACUCUUGUUUCUGAAAGCAAUAGAACCAUGAAGAUCCUUUACCUUGUCUUUGCUGUUCUUCUUCUUGGGCUUCUACAAGGGCCAGGAGUUGCCGAGGCAGGGAUCAAAACCUAUGCAGAUUGUAGASUUGCUAGGGGUGGCUGCUACUCCUUCUUCUGUCCUCGUGGCACUGUCACCAUUGGGAAAUGCAGUUUGUCACAGAAAUGCUGCAAAGGAAACAUUGGAAAGUGAUGGCAUGAUCCUACCAAAAAUUGAAAGUCCCAGAAGCUACAUCCUUUGAGAUCUUGUGGAACGUGACCAGCAGAACGGCUUGCAAAUGCUUCAUCCUUUCUUUCACAACCAUUGGAAUCAGCUUCAAAAAAUCUUUUGCUACUGAUCAGAAACUUGGCAAACUUUCCUUUCCUCUUGCUCCUUUCUGAAUGCAAAUAAACUUGCAGUGAAA
Molecule: messenger RNA, 496 nt
Organism: Anolis sagrei ordinatus
Lineage: Eukaryota; Metazoa; Chordata; Lepidosauria; Squamata; Anolidae
Source: RefSeq, a predicted model, not a curated record